Molecule: messenger RNA, 2748 nt
Organism: Pteropus alecto (black flying fox)
Lineage: Eukaryota; Metazoa; Chordata; Mammalia; Chiroptera; Pteropodidae
Gene: ZKSCAN2
Product: zinc finger with KRAB and SCAN domains 2
Exons: 7
Coding region: 1-2748 (915 amino acids)
Biological process (GO): regulation of DNA-templated transcription
Source: RefSeq, a predicted model, not a curated record
AUGGACGCGCCCCUGGAGGUGGAGGGGUACCUCAUAAUGAAGGUGGAGAAGGACCCUGGGUGGGCGUCGGAGCCCGCUCUGCAAGGACCCGGGAGCUCCGAGUCCGAGACCUUCCGCAGAUGCUUCAGGCAGUUCUGUUACGAGGACGUGAGCGGACCCCAUGAAGCGUUCAGCAAACUCUGGGAACUUUGCUGCCGGUGGCUGAAGCCAGAAAUGCGGUCCAAGGAGCAGAUCCUCGAGCUGCUGGUCAUUGAGCAGUUUCUCGCCAUUUUACCCGAGAAGAUGCAGGCGUGGGCACAGAAGCAGUGUCCCGAAAGUGGAGAGGAGGCGGUGGCGCUGGUGAUGCAUUUGGAGAGAGAGACUGGACGACGAAGACAGCAGGUGAGCAGUCCCGUGCCCUCAGAGAAGCAAGCGCCACUUGGAGCAGCGUGGGACGUGGCAGUCUUUCGGCCACAGACCCAACCUGGAGUGGUGUCCCGAGAAGAAGCCGGAAGCCUCCACUCAGGACACCCUGAGCAGUCGAACCAAAAGAGGGAGCGUCGAUCCUUCUCCAAGAAUGCCCAUCCUCUUCCCUGGGCUCCUGUCCCCGCUGAAGAGUGGACCACCGCAGACCAAGAAGUAAGAAGCGCACGGCUUCCCGUCGGGUCUCAGAGGCCCAUGAAGGAUGUCCACGUGGCGAGAGGGUUUUCCUACAGAAAGAGCAUGCGUCAGGUCCCUGCUCACAGAGGCCUCUUCCGGGAUGGCAGGGAAGAGAGUGCUGAGGACUUUGUUGCCGCAGGCAGUGCAGUGUCCGCGUCUAACGAGAUAGCCCGGCUGGAGCACAGAAGGGCGCCGUGGACCGUGGGCCCACACCCCGCUCACAGCAGGAGCGGUCUGCGCAGCAGCCACGUCAAGGAGGCGUCAGCACACGCCGUGCAGGGCCCCGCGAGGGGUGCGGGCAAGGCGUGGCAGGAGCAGCAGUGGGGCUUAGAGGACGAGAAAGUGGCCGGCGUGCACUGGAGCUACGAGGAAACCAAGACUUUCCUCGCAAUCCUCAGAGAGUCUCGCUUCUACGAAACGCUCCAGGCCUGUCCCCGAAACAGCCAGGUGUACGGUGCCGUGGCUGAGUGGCUGCGGGAGUGCGGCUUCCUGCGCACGCCGGAGCAGUGCCGCACCAAGUUCAAAAGCCUCCAGAAGAGCUACCGCAAGGCGCGGAGCGGCCACGUGCUCGAGCCCUGCGCCUUCUUCGAGGACAUGGAUGCCUUGUUGAACCCUGCAGCCCGCACGUCAUCCGCUGACAAGCCGAAGGAGACCGCAUCUCUCCCCAGACCCAAGAGAGUCAGUGCUGGUGCCGAAGAGCAGAUCAGUCUGCUGGAGGAGGAGGAAGCCGCCGAGGAGUCUGGCGGCGAGGAAAUGGGCAUCGAGUUCCUCCGGAAGGCCGGGCUGCGUGCUGCCCCUGUCCUGUUUCAGAACCUGAGUGGUGUGCACUGGGGCUACGAGGAGACCAAGACGUUUCUGGACAUCCUCCGUGAGACGCGGUUUUACGAAGCACUCCAGGCCUGUCAUCGCAAGAGCAAGCUGUACGGGGCCGUGGCCGAGCAGCUGCGGGAGUGCGGCUUCCUGCGCACGCCGGAGCAGUGCCGCACCAAGUUCAAAAGCCUCCAGAAGAGCUACCGCAAGGCGCGGAGCGGCCCCGUGCUCGAGCCCUGCGCCUUCUACCGGGAGAUGGACGCCCUGAUAAACAUGCGGGCACCCGGCCCCACCCCUGGGGGUGCCCCAUGCCCCUCAGGGCGAGAAAGAGAAGGGAUGCGGAUUGAACCCCAGGACCCCACAGGCUGGGAGCCGGAGCAGCCCUCACCAGCAGCAACGGCAGGAGACUCUGGCAGCGAGAGGCUGAGCAGGGAGGAGGCCAUGCCCGAGCCGGAGCGCCAGGGUCCUGCAGGCGAUUUUACAGUCGGAGUUAGCGUCAAGGAAGAUGCAACACGGAUAGAAGAUGACGCGGAGCAGGCCAGGGCGUUAACGGAAAAGGCCAGAAGGGCCGCUCCCCAGAACCCCGAUCCCGGGAGAGCGCACAGAGGGGACGGCACCUCGGGGAGACCUUGGGGAGCCUUGCAAGGGGUCAGACGGGGGAAGCCGGCCUGUCGGCCACGAGACCCAGGGAGAGCUGUGGCGCACCAGCGGCCUUGCACAGGGAGGGGGCCCCACAGGCCCCUCAGGUGCGGGGAUGGCAGUGCGCGGGGCGCCCGCCUCGGGUGCCGCGCCACACGCCAGAAGGAGAACGCCCACAAGUGCCGGGUGUGUGGGAAGUGCUUCGGAAGGAGCAGGAGCCUGGCCAGGCACCAGAGGACCCACACGGGGGACAAGCCUUUCAGGUGCCUGGACUGCGGCCAGAGCUUCAACGACUCGUCCAACUUUGGGGCCCACCAGAGGGCCCACGCGGGCGAGAAGCCGAACCGGUGCAUGGAGUGCGGGCAGCGGUCCACCGGUGGCGCCCACGGCAGGGCCCCGGGCGCCCAGAGCCCCUGCGGGGGUGCGGACUGCGAGCAGAGCUUCAGUAGCUGCGCACGCUUCCGGGAGCAUCGGAGGACGCAGGCAGGGGACAGGCCCCACGGCUGUGCCCGCUGCAGUGGGCGGCUGGGGAAGAGCUUGGCCCUGAGCAGGCAUCGGGAGGCCCCCGGGAGGGACCAGCUCCCACCACGCCCUUCGCCCCCGUGCCUCCCAGAGCAGCCCCGCAGGGGGAAGGUGGACGACCUGAGGAAACAGCUUUGA